Messenger RNA from Glycine soja, 842 nucleotides. RefSeq names its product NAC domain-containing protein 104-like. Gene Ontology annotation, molecular function: DNA binding. NCBI's taxonomy places the organism in Eukaryota, Viridiplantae, Streptophyta, Magnoliopsida, Fabales, Fabaceae. Bases 63 to 668 code for a protein of 201 amino acids. Gene Ontology annotation, biological process: regulation of DNA-templated transcription; system development. The transcript is spliced from 4 exons. The record is from RefSeq and is a predicted model, not a curated record.
UGACAAGUUAUAACUAAAUUGUAGUGCCAAAGUCCGUAACUAAUUCAAUAACAUAGAAGAAUAUGGAAGAUGGAAGCGUCAACCUUCCUCCUGGGUUUUUCUUCUCUCCUACUGAUGAAGAACUUGUUCUUCACUUUCUCUAUUGCAAGGCUUCUCUCAUUCCAUGCCAUCCUAACAUCAUCCCCGAUCUCCAUCCGUCUCAGCUUGCUCCUUGGGAAUUAAAUGGUAAGGCGUUGUUAAGUGGAAAUCAGUACUAUUUCUUUACCAAAGUGAAUGAAAACAGAGCCAGAGAAAAUGGGUAUUGGAAGGACACAGGUGUCACGGAACCUAUAUUGUCAACCUUUGAUAAGAAAGUGGGAAUGAAGAAGUACUUGGGGUUCCACAUAGGUGAAGCUCCACAAGGUACUGAAACCAGUUGGGUAAUGCAAGAAUAUUAUAUAUGUUCCUCUGGGUUUGACACUGCCUCAUAUCGAAGUGCUAGGAGAAGAAGAAAACAUGAUCAAAGUUGGAGCAAGUGGGUUUUGUGCAAAGUCUAUGAGAAGAUCAGGUCUCAACAAGGUGUAAACUGCUAUAGCGAUGAUGAUGACAGUGGAUCAGAGCUUUCUUGGCUAGACGAAGUUUAUCUGUCGUUGGAUGAUGAUCUGGAAGAAAUUGGCAUGCCUAUUUAGAUUGAAUAUUGAUGGCAAAAAUUAAUGCCAGCGUGAGUGGGACUAAUCUUGAAUAUCUUGAAGGUCUGAAUCUUGUAGAGCUAGAAGGAGAUACUUGCUCGAUCCUCUUAAGUAAUACUUUUAUGUUGAGUAUUAUGAUAAAAAAAAAUAAUUGAGAUAAAAAAUUUAUCUAAA